UACAUCUCUUUCUGUUCUGAUAGACAUUAAAAACGGGUCAGUUCAGGGCACACGUAAUGCAGCUUACCACACCAAGGUUUCCUGUUGUCAUCAAGAUAGGGCAUGCACAUGCAGGAAUGGGCAAGGUUAAGGUAGAUAAUCAUCAAGACUUCCAAGACAUUGGCAGCGUCAUCGCCAUCACCAACUGUUAUGCUACAACAGAAUCAUUCCUCGAUGCUCAGUAUGACAUCAGAGUGCAGAAAAUUGGCAAUACUUACAAAGCUUUCAAGAGGACUUCAAUUUCUGGGAACUGGAAGGCAAACACAGGCUCUGCUGUAGUAGAGGAGAUUCCAAUGAAUGAUAGAUUCAAGUUAUGGAUAGAUGAAGCUGCAAACCUGUUUGGAGGAAUGGAUAUUGUCACAGUGGAAGCUAUACAUACUAAAGAUGGCAAGGAUUUCAUCAUUGAGGUGAAUGAUUCUUCCAUGUCUCUAAUGGGUGAAAAACAAGAAGAGGAUAGAAAAGCAAUAGCAGAUCUAGUCAUUCAAAAAAUGCAUGCUGUUAUCAUCAAAAACACCAUCAGUACAAAAGCAAGUUCUUCAUCACUGCUAAGCACCAGUCCAGCCCCAAGUACUUCUCGCUCCGCACCUCACUCCCCCUCAGCUACCUCCCCACAGACCACACCCUUCAGGGCUUCUAACAACCAUACCCCAAACAGCGUCAAGUCCUUGGGUGCCCCCAGUACGACAUCAACCUCCAAUGCCACAGCGGGAGGUUCUCAGGCAUCUUUAUCAGCCAAGAUGACACCAACAGAAGACGAAGAUACCUUCAAGAACCUUAAGAAAACUUUUGCAAGCAUCUUUGGCGAUUUGUGAUAACUUAUUUUAUUUCACUGCAGAGCAUAUUGUUAGGCUGAGUUUGAAUGUCUUUUUGAUUGUCCAAAUGGUUUUCUGUCAAUUUCUUUUUAUAUGUUGCAAAUCAAUAGGGGAAUACUCAUCUAGCAGAGUAAAUUUUCUUUUGACUUCAGCAUGUGAUGUUUAAAUAAAGCUUAUGUAACUAGCUAGUGUAAGCCUGAAUAACAUACACCAAGAAAUGAAACAGUUCAGUCAGUCUACUUAAGUUUACCAUCAAGUCAAAUACCGGACAAUGUCUAAUUUGUUGGAUGUCAAGAUUUCUUUCGUCCCAAGUGAUUCAAAUUUGGCAGAUUCACCAGUAGUUGAAUCUUAUAUGGAUACUUAUCAAUUCAUAGAAAAUAUGCAGACUACUAAUUAAUGGCUCUAAGUCUGAAUGU
Messenger RNA from Lytechinus variegatus (green sea urchin), 1267 nucleotides. RefSeq names its product synapsin-like. The transcript has 7 exons. NCBI's taxonomy places the organism in Eukaryota, Metazoa, Echinodermata, Echinoidea, Temnopleuroida, Toxopneustidae. Bases 57 to 851 code for a protein of 264 amino acids. The record is from RefSeq and is a predicted model, not a curated record. Gene Ontology annotation, cellular component: synaptic vesicle membrane; synaptic vesicle. Gene Ontology annotation, biological process: neurotransmitter secretion.